UUUUGGCUAAGAAAUAUGAGAGUUGUUGGAGUCUUAUCAGUGUUAGCAUUUUUUUCUAGUGUAUUAGCAGAGUCAGAGAGGGAACCUAGUUUGCUUCCUAGAUGGUUUGGUUGGGGUAGUGGAGGAUCAGAUAGUACGCCAAAUGUUGAUUCAAAAGAACUGGGAAAUAAACUACCGGAUACUAAGAAUUUUGAAGAUACUAAAGGUGGUCUUAAAGAUAUAAAGGGGGGUGUCAAGGAAAAAGAUAUAAAGGGGAAUCUUAAAGACAAAGAUAUAAAGGGGAGUGUCAAAGAAAACGGACACUUAGAGUCAGUUGUUAUAAAAUUAAAAGAUGGCACAACCAAAACAACAUCAGGGAAAUUAUUGACGACCACAACAGUUGUAGCAUCAUAUACUACCUCAAUCUCAGGGCCAACUACUUUGAAUGAAAAUGGAGUUAAAUAUAUGGUGGUUGGGCCGACUGUUCUUACAAUUACAGAUUGCCCAUGCACGCGAACUUUGACAUUUAUGACAUCAACAGUUACGAAAUGUGUUUGUACAACAGAGGUUACGAGUUUUGAUGUUUUACCUACAGAUGAUAUGCCUUUUGUAAAUUUUGCUACCAAAUCGAGUAUUGCAGGAUUUGGAAUGGCCUUUAUUGCAUUUUUCUUGGUCUUUUUAACUAUGACGCUGUUUUAAGGCCAUGUAUUUUUGGG
Messenger RNA from Pneumocystis murina B123, 695 nucleotides. RefSeq lists its product as hypothetical. Lineage: Eukaryota; Fungi; Ascomycota; Pneumocystomycetes; Pneumocystales; Pneumocystaceae. Bases 16 to 678 code for a protein of 220 amino acids. The transcript has a single exon. The record is from RefSeq and is a predicted model, not a curated record.